Messenger RNA from Nicotiana attenuata, 1272 nucleotides. RefSeq lists its product as uncharacterized. The transcript is spliced from 2 exons. The record is from RefSeq and is a predicted model, not a curated record. Gene Ontology annotation, molecular function: catalytic activity. The coding region runs from base 1 to 1272 and encodes 423 amino acids. Lineage: Eukaryota; Viridiplantae; Streptophyta; Magnoliopsida; Solanales; Solanaceae.
AUGGGGAUGGUUAGUCUACUAAGUUGGAACACUAGGGGGCUUAAUGCUCCUAAUAAGCAAAAAGAGAUUAAGCUCCUUUGCAAUGAGGAAAGAGUAGGUUUAAUAGGCCUGCUGGAAACAAAAAUUAAAAAAGAAAGGAUGGAUCAGUUAGCAGAAAAGAUGUUUGCUGGAUGGAAGUUUGUAACAGAUCUUGAGUGUCAUUACAAUGGGAGAAUCUGGAUCACCUGGAGGCCAGAUUACUACCAGAUAAUACCUAGGCAAAAGACUGCUCAACUAAUAACAUGUGAAGUAUUGUAUGUUCCUCUCCAACUAUCAUUUGAGGUAACCUAUGUAUAUGCUUUUAAUACAAAAGAUGAGAGGAAGGGACUGUGGGAAGAUUUAAUUACUCACGGUAGAGGAUGUAGUAAACUAUGGAUGGUAAUAGGUGAUUUUAAUUCAGUUCUGAAUGCAGAGGAUAGAAUAGGAGGAAAUGAAGUGACAUGGGCUGAAGUGGUGGACUUCUAUAAUUGUGUAGUGGAGUGUGGAAUGAUGGAAUUACCUGCACAAGAAAAUAGAUACACUUGGAGUGAUAAACAUGAAGAGCAUAGAAUCUUCUCAAAAAUUGAUUGGAUUUUUAUUAAUGAGCAAUGGUUUGAUACCAUGCCAGAAUGCAAUGCCAGAUUUCUAACAGAAGGGAUUAGUGAUCAUUGUCCUGCAAAGGUGACUUUUGUAGAGGAGAGGCAGAGGAGUAGGAGAUCAUUUCAAUUUUGUAAUGUGUGGACUCAAGAUCCACAAUUGAUGAGCAUAGUCAAAGAGGGUUGGAACAAUAAUGUGGAAGAGUGCAAAAUGUUUACAGUAGUAAAAAGACUGAAGGUGUUAAAGAGGGGAUUGAAAACUUUAAACACACAGAUCCAAGUUCAACUGCAAAGAUGUCCUACUAAUUUGGAAUAUCAACAAGCUGAAAUUAGUGCAUAUCAAAAGUUCAGGUGGUCAUCUUACCUAGCUGAAGUGUACUUACAACAAAGGAGUAAAGCAACAUGGAUUAUAUUGGGAGAUGAUAACACCAAAUACUUCCACUCAGUAAUCAAGCAAAGGAAACUGAAGCAGGCAAUUACUCAGCUCAAGGACAGCUCUGGUCUUUGGCAAACAGAUCCUGAUACAAUUGCUGGUAUGUUUGUUGAUUAUUAUGAAAAUUUACUAGGGAGGAAAGCAACUGAAAGGGUGAAAGCUUUUAGUAGUAUAAUCAGAAAUAGGAACAGGCUAUCAGAAGCUCAACAACAAGAAAUAAUGUAA